AAAUGGAGUCAAAUCAAAAUGAGGUUUAGUGCCUUAACCUGGAAGGAAAUGAUUGUCACGGGGUGUAAACUUCCUGGGUUGGUUUGCAAUAGGUGCGGCAGAGAGACGGUACAGCAAUACUGGGAGAGAUGGGCUUGAACAACAGAGGCAUCGAUGGCAGGAUAAACACAGGUUUCAGCUCCUAGAAAGCAAGGUCAUCAGCUGUACAACAAAGCCAGAUACCCCAGCCUGGUUAUAGCUGAUGACACGGCCUCCUUGUUAUGAUGCCAUCACGUACUAAUCUAACUGCUGGGAUCCCCAGUAGCAAAGUGAAGUACUCCAAGCUUUCCAGUACUGAUGAUGGUUAUAUUGAUCUGCAGUUCAAGAGGAGCCCACCCAAAAUCCCCUACAAGGCCAUUGCACUGGCUACUGUGCUGUUCAUGAUCGGCACCCUUCUGAUUGUCAUAGGAGCGCUUCUCCUCGCAGGAUACAUUAGCAAAGGAGGAACAGACCGAGCUAUCCCGGUAUUGAUCAUUGGAAUCCUGGUGUUCUUACCAGGUUUUUAUCACUUGCGCAUCGCAUACUAUGCUUCUAAAGGCUACAGGGGUUACUCCUACGAUGACAUUCCAGAUUUUGAUGACUAAAACACCCCCUGGAAGCAGGGAGCAUGGCUCAAGUUGUAAUGAGUUUCGUGUUAAGGGACGUUAGAUAACUUGACCCUAGCUAUCAAAGAUGGAACAUGUACGAACCUAAACUAAGUAGAUUUAUCAGUGGAUGCAAUUUCCUAGUUCUGUAAAUAUUUUAUUGGGUAA
This is a messenger RNA of Gopherus flavomarginatus (Mexican gopher tortoise), 791 nucleotides long. RefSeq names its product transmembrane protein 230 (gene TMEM230). Gene Ontology annotation, cellular component: synaptic vesicle; endomembrane system. The transcript has 5 exons. Bases 261 to 623 code for a protein of 120 amino acids. The record is from RefSeq and is a predicted model, not a curated record. Gene Ontology annotation, biological process: synaptic vesicle transport. NCBI's taxonomy places the organism in Eukaryota, Metazoa, Chordata, Testudines, Testudinidae.